This is a messenger RNA of Prorocentrum cordatum, 976 nucleotides long. Lineage: Eukaryota; Dinophyceae; Prorocentrales; Prorocentraceae. The record is from the annotation of a GenBank genome assembly.
CAGUUGCAGCAUGGGAAAAGGCGGCAAGGACAAGGCUAGCAAGAAAGGCAAGGGCCAGGAGAAGCCAAAGUCUCCUGCAGCCCACUCUUGGAGUUGUAAAGCAUGCAAGGCCCAGGUUUCUCUGAACCUCGAGUGGUGCUGGCAAUGUGGUGGCCACUGGCAGGCCACCCCGCCCAGUGCCAGCGCCCAGCCCGAGGCGCCACGGCCUUGGGCAAGUGACAAGGCGACAGGCAGCAAAGGCCCGUCGCCCAUGAAGCAGGAGGGCGUCGCGGCUGGACCCCAGCUAGGCCCCACCAUUCAGACGCUCCAGUCGGCAGUUGAUCAGGUAGGACGGCUCGACCUCCCAGUGGAAGCCCAGAAGCAGCUCCUCGACCCCCUCAACGGUGUGUUGAACGAGGUGCGGGCCAAGCGGGAUGCUCAGAAGACCCCGACCCAGCUGAUCCAGGCCAACACCCAACGUCUGAAAGGCAAGAUGAAGAGUAUCGAGGCGAAAGAACGCAGCCUUGCCGAGCUCCGAGAACAGCUUGAAGCAGCCCGCACGAAGGUAACGGAGAUAGAGGAUAAGAUCAGCAACGAGGAGGCGCUCCUGACCACGGCAAGGUCCGAGGUCCAGUCCCUCCAGGAUGAGCAGAAUGAACUCAUUCGCCAGCACCAGCACCCAGCCUCACCGCCACAGGCAGCAGCAGCCAGCUUCUGUGCCAUGAAGUCGGCGUUGGAGGCGAUGGGCAUGGCAGCGGCGGGUGACCCCAACUUAGUGACGGCCUUCCAGGCGCUGGCGGCGGCGAUGACAACCAACCAGGCAGUCCCAGUCGUUGUGCAGACCACGGGGGCCACAGGAGCAGCGCAGCCAGCCACUGCACCAGCAGCUACGGCGCCAGCUGAACAACCAGCGGAGCCACCAGCAGGCGGGGCUAUCUCCAUGCAGCUCGACGGCAACGGCGUGGCGGAGCAGAUGGGGCAGGGCAAGGCGGUCUGA